Molecule: messenger RNA, 2175 nt
Organism: Trichoderma harzianum CBS 226.95
Lineage: Eukaryota; Fungi; Ascomycota; Sordariomycetes; Hypocreales; Hypocreaceae
Exons: 3
Coding region: 1-2175 (724 amino acids)
Cellular component (GO): mitochondrion
Molecular function (GO): ATP binding; methylcrotonoyl-CoA carboxylase activity; metal ion binding
Source: RefSeq, a predicted model, not a curated record
AUGCGUUCUCUCCGCGCCAAUCGCCUCUCUCUGAGGCCUGUGCCUCGAUUCCUCUCCACGUCUUCAGCUUCAUCUACCCUCCCCAAGCCCGCGGCGCUGAGCUCCGUGCUCAUUGCCAACAGAGGCGAGAUCGCAAUCCGAAUCAACAAGACCGCGGAGCGCAUGGGCAUCAAGGCCACCACCGUAUACACAGACGUCGACGCCAACUCGUGGCACGCCUCGUCCGGCUUCCAGUCCUUUGGCCUGGGCCCGGCAAACGGCUACCUGGACGGCGAGAAGAUCAUCGCCCUGGCCAAGAAGCACGGCAUCCAGGCGCUACACCCGGGCUAUGGCUUCUUGUCCGAGAACUACAAGUUCGUCGAGCGGUGCGAGGAGGAGGGAAUCGUCUUUGUCGGCCCGCCUGCCACCGCAAUGGCUGACAUGGGCAACAAGGCGCGAAGCAAGGAGAUUAUGAAUGCGGCCAACGUGCCUUGCGUUCCUGGAUACCACGGCUCCGAGCAGGGCGAAGCUGAAUUGCUAGCAUACGCCAAGGAGAUCACCUUCCCCGUCCUGCUCAAGAGUGUGCGAGGCGGAGGUGGCAAGGGCAUGCGAAUCGUCAUGAAGGAGGAUGAGUUCCUCACCCAGCUCAAGAGCGCCAGAGCCGAGGCCAAGGCUUCCUUUGGAGAUGGCGGAGAGGUCAUGCUCGUCGAGAAGUACAUUGUCCGCCCGCGACACGUCGAAGUCCAGGUCUUCGCCGACAAGCACGGCAACACCGUCGCCCUUGGUGAGCGAGACUGCAGUGUCCAGCGACGACACCAAAAGGUUCUCGAAGAGUCUCCCGCGCCUGAUCUCGAUGAGGUCACCAGACAAGAUCUCUGGGACAAGGCAAGGAAGGCCGCCGAGGCCGUGGGCUACGUCGGUGCCGGAACAGUCGAAUUCAUCCUCGACAAGGACAGCGGCAAGUUCUACUUCAUGGAGAUGAACACGCGGUUGCAGGUCGAGCAUCCCGUCACUGAGAUGGUCACCGGCCUGGACCUUGUCGAGUGGCAGUUCCGCAUCGCCGCCGGCGAGAAGCUGCCCCUGACCCAGGCCGAGGUCGAGGAGCAGAUGAAUCAGCGAGGCGCCGCUAUUGAGGCCCGUAUCUACGCUGAGAACCCCGAGAAGGGCUUCAUGCCCGAUUCAGGCAAGCUCGUCCACGCCGUCCUUCUGGAUGCUGCCAAGAACGAUCCCGAUAUCCGUCUCGACUGGGGCUUCGGCUCCGGCAGCGUCGUCUCCGAGGCGUACGACGGCAUGAUUGCCAAGCUCAUCGUCCGAGGCGACGACCGCGAGACGGCCAUUGCCAAGCUCGCCUCCGCCCUGCGCAACUUUGAAAUCGUCGGUCUGAGCACAAACGUCGAGUUCCUCAAGAGAAUGUGCGAGUCCGAGGCGUUCAUUGCCGGCGACGUCGAGACCGGCUUCAUAGACAAGUGGAGAGAGGAGCUCUUCAAGCCCAGACGCAUCAACAACGAGGUCUUCGCCCAGGCUGCCCUCGGCGUCCUGAGCAACCAGCUGCAGAACAUCGGCUCCAGCCCGCACGGCCAGUCGCUCGGCUUCGGCAACACAAACUCGACCAGCGAGCGCAAGCUCGCCUUCAAGGUCCUCGACGGCUACAGCGAGAAGGAGGGCGAGAUCGUCGAGGCCGCCGUCUCGCAGACCGGCCACAACCUCUACAGCGUCACCAUCUCCCGCAAGGGCGAGGAGCCCCAGCUCUUUAGCAACAUCAUCAGCGAGCCUACCAUUGAGGGCGAGGUGACCAAGCUCAAGUCCCGGUUCCCCGCCGAGAGGAUCGAGUCCACCGUCGUUCCCCAGGAGAACGGCACAGAGACCAAGCUGGCUAUCUUCCAGCACGGACUCAAGACGGAUUUGGCCCUGCUGCCGCCGUCGUGGUAUGAGAAGGCACUGGGUCUGAAGGAGCUGACUGCCUCUGUGGCAGCACCGAUGCCGUGCAAGAUCUUGAAGAAUGAGGUCACUGAGGGACAGACUGUGAAGAAGGGCGAACCGCUUGUUGUCAUCGAAUCCAUGAAGAUGGAAACAGUCAUUCGAUCGCCGCAGGACGGUGUCAUCAAGAAGCUCGCUCACAAAGAAGGAGAUAUCUGCAAAGCCGGAACCGUUCUUGUCUUGUUUGAAGAAGACGCUAGCAAAGAGGAAUCAUCAUAA